AUGCGGGCCUCCUUCGACCUCGGCGGCCAUAUAUUUGUUGGAGGGAAGGGCAUGGAUCACCUCAACCAGUUUUGUGAUAUACUUCAUGAUUGGUGGAUCAAGUACCGCCGGCUGGAUCCCAAUUUGCCUGUUUACGAGGACUUUGAUGAGUCUGACUGUAGGUUUCUCAUCCCUAUUGCCAUCCAUGGUGAUGAGGGCCGUGGGAGAUACAAACGACCUAUCAUGAUAUUUAGCUUUCAGCCCAUCUUGACAAACUUCGAGGGCCAAGCAAACCUGAAAGGGGCUACAUAUCUGAAUCGUCUUCUUUUCACUGCAAUCCCAUCAAGCAUGUACGCCAAGAGUGACAAGACCAUUGAUACUUUGGUUGAAGCAAUGAUCUCCGAUUUCAACAGUCUGUACCAGCAUGGCUUUCGAGUGAUGACUCCUGAUGGACACGCGGUGGUCUUCAGGCCAGUUUAUGUGGGCUUAAAGGGUGACUGGCCAUAUGUCAGGAAGAUUGCAAAGUUGAGGACUGGCUUUCAAGCGACCAUUCCCCGGAAGUGCCAUUUGUGUGAUGUUGAAGACUUUUUGCCUACACAAUCGCAAAACCUUCGACCUGGCUACAACAACCCUUCCCCGUACAAAGAUGACCAUCUUCCUCUCAGUGAUCUUCCUGGAGGUUCAGCGCCAGAAAGGCUACGCACUGACCCGAUGCACACCUAUGCCAUUGGAUAUGGCAAAGAUGAAAAUGCCAGUGUGUUAGUGAUUUUGGAACCAAAACUGGUUGAGAUUGUCCAAGUCAUGAAGUAUAUGAACAAAGCGAGCUGCAAGUUUUGGCGGACCCUCUAUGCCAAUGGCAUCUUCCUAGAAAGGGAAGCUGCAGAAUGUGCGGUUGCUGCUGGAUGGCAAAUGAUCGACCCUAGACUUAACAAUAGACACCUGAAAAUUGGUUGA
Molecule: messenger RNA, 933 nt
Organism: Durusdinium trenchii
Lineage: Eukaryota; Dinophyceae; Suessiales; Symbiodiniaceae
Source: the annotation of a GenBank genome assembly